Apaloderma vittatum (bar-tailed trogon) is the source of this 2277-nucleotide messenger RNA. RefSeq names its product signal transducer and activator of transcription 4 (gene STAT4). The coding region runs from base 1 to 2250 and encodes 749 amino acids. Lineage: Eukaryota; Metazoa; Chordata; Aves; Trogoniformes; Trogonidae. Gene Ontology annotation, biological process: cell surface receptor signaling pathway via JAK-STAT; regulation of transcription by RNA polymerase II; defense response. The transcript has 23 exons. The record is from RefSeq and is a predicted model, not a curated record. Gene Ontology annotation, molecular function: DNA-binding transcription factor activity, RNA polymerase II-specific; RNA polymerase II cis-regulatory region sequence-specific DNA binding.
AUGUCGCAAUGGAGUCAAGUUCAACAACUGGAAAUCAAGUUUUUGGAGCAGGUAGACCAGUUCUAUGAUGAUAACUUCCCCAUGGAAAUCCGCCAUCUCCUAGCACAAUGGAUAGAAAGCCAAGACUGGGAGGCCGCGUCCAACAACGAAGCGAUGGCCACGAUCCUUUUGCAGAAUUUGCUAAUACAAGUGGACGAACAGCUGGACCGCGUUUCACAGGAGAAGAAUCUUCUCUUGAUACACAACCUGAAAAGAAUCAGGAAGCUGCUGCAGGGCAAAUAUCACGGUAAUCCCAUGCAUAUAGCAGUGAUCAUCUCCAACUGUUUAAGAGAAGAAAGAAGAAUAUUGGCUGCAGCUAGCAUGCCGGUACAGGGGCCUCUGGAAAAGUCUCUGCAGAACUCCGUGGUUUCGGAACGCCAACGAAACGUAGAGCACAAAGUGUCGGCCAUCAAGAACAGCGCCCAGAUGACUGACCAAGAUGUGAAAUACUUGGAAGACUUGCAAGAGGAAUUUGACUUCAGGUAUAAAACUAUACAAAGCUUAGAGCAGAGCGACAAAAACAGCACCCUCAUCAAACAGGAAAUGUUGGCAUUGCAAGCGAUGCUCAACACUUUAGACUACAAGAGAAAGGAGGUACUCAGUAAAAUAGGGCGCGUGAUUCAUGAAAUCGAUAUGCUCAUGAGCAACAUGCUGACCGAAGAGCUGCUGGACUGGAAGAGGCGGCAGCAGAUUGCCUGCAUCGGGGGUCCUCUCCACGGGGGGCUCGAUCAACUCCAGAACUGUUUCACGCUGUUGGCAGAGAGCCUCUUUCAAGUUAGAAGGCAACUAGAAAAACUGGACGAACUGUUGACCCGACUGACGUACGAUGGGGACCCUAUCCCAGUGCAAAGACCUCAGCUGCUGGAAAAAGUCAACUUUCUGCUCUACAAUCUUUUCCGCAAUUCAUUCGUGGUUGAAAGGCAGCCCUGCAUGCCAACACAUCCCCAGAGACCCAUGGUUCUUAAAACAUUAAUCCAGUUCACUGUUAAAUUAAGGUUGCUAAUUAAAUUGCCAGAGCUGAACUAUCAGAUCAGAGUGAAAGCAACUAUUGACAAGAACGUUUCAACCGUAAGUAAUCGCAGAUUCGUUCUGUGUGGAACACACGUGAAAGCAAUGAACAUGGACGAAUCUGCAAACGGAAGCUUGUCGGUAGAAUUUCGACAUUUGCAACCCAAAGAAAUGAAAUCAAGUGCUGGAAGCAAAGGAAACGAGGGCCCUCACAUGGUGACUGAGGAACUGCACUCCAUCAGCUUCGAAACACAGGUCUGCCUCUACGGAUUGACCAUAAAUUUGGAAACCAGCUCUUUGCCUGUGGUGAUGAUUUCCAACGUGAGCCAACUACCCAACGCGUGGGCUUCUAUUAUUUGGUACAACCUGUCAACCAACGAUCCUCAGAAUUUGUCUUUCUUCAACAAUCCCCCUGCAGCCACUUUAAGCCAGCUCUUAGAAGUACUGAGCUGGCAAUUUUCAUCUUACGUCGGUCGUGGACUCAAUUCUGAGCAGCUCAGCAUGCUGGCAGAGAAGCUGAUGGGACAACAAGUCAGUUACAAUGAUUACCAGCUAUCCUGGGCAAAGUUCUGCAAGGAACAUUUGCCUGGAAAGUCUUUUACCUUUUGGGUUUGGCUGGAAGCCAUCCUGGACUUAAUCAAAAAACACAUUCUCCCUCUUUGGAUUGAUGGGUACGUGAUGGGAUUUGUAAGCAAAGAGAAGGAACGGAUUUUGCUCAAAGACAAGACACCGGGAACGUUUUUAUUAAGGUUUAGUGAAAGCAAUCUGGGCGGAAUUACUUUUACUUGGGUGGAUCAGUUAGAAAAUGGAGACGUAACUUUUCAUUCGGUGGAACCCUAUAACAAAGGUCGCUUAUCCGCGCUGCCUUUCGCCGACAUACUGCGCGAUUACAAAGUCAUUAUGGCAGACAACGUUCCGGAAAACCCCCUGAAGUACCUCUAUCCAGACAUUCCCAAAGACACAGCCUUUGGCAAACACUACAGCUGUCAGCCAAGUGAAGUCUCAAAGCCCUCAGAUGGAGGAGGCAAAGGUUACGUUCCUUCUGUAUUUAUCCCAGUCUCCAAAAUCUUGCAUGAUUCUACAGAACAACAUUCUCCAUCAGAUCUUCUCCCCAUGUCUCCAAGCGUUUACGCUGUGCUGAGAGAACACCUGAGUCCCACAGUGAUCGAAACUGCCCUGAGUUCUCCUUACUCAACUGACUGAAGUUCGUAUAGAAGAAAAAAAAACAAU